Molecule: messenger RNA, 2828 nt
Organism: Marasmius oreades (fairy-ring Marasmius)
Lineage: Eukaryota; Fungi; Basidiomycota; Agaricomycetes; Agaricales; Marasmiaceae
Exons: 17
Coding region: 107-2524 (805 amino acids)
Source: RefSeq, a predicted model, not a curated record
GCCCUUUCCUCUUAACCACCACCACCAAGCCACCUUACACUCCCUAUUUUUUCUACGCAGAGCGUCACGACCUUAAUAUUUUCUCCCUCUUGGUUUCUUUGAUAACAUGGAACAAUUAUGCAAUGAAGUGCUUCAGUUGAUAUUCUACGAACUUCAAGAACCUACAUCAUUGACACUCGUUUCGAAACGAUUCUACGAAUUCUCACAGGACCCCUACUUUCGAGCUCAUUAUUUUCUCUCCCGCUACGGCCCCGCUCAUGCCUUGUAUCAUGCUCUCGGUCGUGGCAAAGUUCUCACUGAGAGAGUUCUCGAUAUCUUGAUCACCAGCGGAGCACAUUUCUCUCGAUACCUCAUUCAAGUGGCCAUUCAUCAUUACUUCCAUACUCAAUCACAUUUUAUCAAGACUCAAUGGGUUCGAAGUGUUUCAUUGCCCGUCUUUACCCACUUUUUGCAACUCGCAUCUCGCCGUUAUGAUCACAUCCCGAGGGGAAAAGGGCAGGACGAUGGAUCAAUAUUUGCUCAAUUUCUAAGCGAGAGCCGAUACCCACCGAGCCAGAAACGUGUUUCCUGGGAGAAUAUUCGGGUCAUCAUAGAGGAAUACCAUUUCUUCCCUUUCUGCAACAAGGAUCCGAUAAUGGCACAAUUCCCCUUAGUACUAGCCAUUGAGCCCCGUCUUCUUCCAUAUGCUGUAGCCAACGGGUUUUACAUGGACAGCAAGUAUCGUGACUUCGUCUUUCGCAAGAUGUUCGAGUACGCGGCGGCGAGCGACCGCAGGCCAGAGGAUAUUGUGCAGAACUUCGAGGAACUAUCGCGGCUCGAUUCAACAAUGUUUCUCACACGAACUGUCGCGGCAGAAAUUUGUGUAGAGGCGAAAGUGAACAGAGUCGGUUAUACGGCGCUAAAGCAGUUGGAUACGAAUGGUCGCUUACGGUUUAGUCUUUCCUCUUUGGUCGAAGACCUGCUAAAGCUAUUUCUGAAAACUCGCUCGGUGACGACACUCGAGACGCAAACGACAAUCCGGUUCUUAUACAAAGAAUUCCCUUCGUCUGACCCAACAGUUCGCCUUGUCGUCCUGUUGACCGUCUUUAUGGCCGCAGAUGUGGACAAUCUCAUUACAGUUAAAGUGAGGCUCGAAGAUCUGAACAUCGGGCCCUUGAAAAAGGAGGACGUGUACAACCUACUGGUACACCCCCUUAUGGAUAGGUGUACAACCGUAUUUGAUUACAUGCGAAGUGAGAUGGCGUCAUCGGAGGACGCGCAGCAGGGACUGGGUGCAAAGGAGAUUCAAGAAGUUAUCGACAACGUUGCUGCCAGGCUUCUAGAGGUCGAUUGUAAGGGACGAAUGCUCGAACGACUUCAUGAUAGCUAUCCAAGUGUAAACGAAACCAUCAUCAGGACCGUCCUUACCAAACAUCGAAUUGAGCUCGAAGAUCUGCCUAAAAUGAGUAAUCCCGCAACCUGUAGAAACUAUCGACCGUCAUUAUGCCGGGAACACCACUAUAAAGGUUCAGAGAUGGACUACUUCUGGGAUACAACUACCUCUACGGAGUCUCAAGUGGCUGGCGACAAUGUUGAGGAUGGCAGUGUGGGUAAAGGGCAAGGAGCAAGCAGGAAUAUGAAUGAGAUUCAUGUGCGAGAGCUUGGGGAGAUUAGCCAAGAAUCUCUGACCAUUAUGAUACGACAGGAUGAACUGCUUCCUUCCAGAAACCGUCGGAGGAUGUCCUACUUCUCCGCGUACUCUGACCUCGGGCUAUUUAACUUACCGAUUGACUACUCUCAAGUUGGACGAUGGAUAAAGGCAAAAUUUGGCGCCAGGAACAUCGUAACCGCGAUUUUCAUGACCCAUGCUGUACUGAAUAAUGCUUCUUCUAUCUUGCGUCACUAUCUCAUGGAGGCGGCGCCAGUCCCAUUAACUCUCAAACACUUCCAGAUUUUAGCUCGCUUGGGACGGCCGAUCAACUACAACCUUACAUUAUUCUUGUUGACUGGACCCGAGUUUUACCACUGCGAGGAUGAGUAUCUCGUUCACUGCGACGCCACAAGCAACACUCUUUCAGCGUUGACAUCUGAUGACACGAAGAGACUUCCAGCGCUCUCUGCUGCCACGAAUAAUUCCCGGAGUACCGGUCGCAAACGUCCACGUCGAAGUGCGGCCAACAUGCGUACUUAUGUCAUUGCUGACUCCGACGAAGAAAAGAGUGACCUUUUGAAGGAUUGCAAACAUCCUGAUUCAAAGGAAAUAAAACAAGUUCUUAACCUCGAAACAUGGAUCCAAGAAUUGGGAAAAUUGUUAAGGGUUGAACAAUCUCGGUUUCGCCAACGGAAGAAGAACCAAUGCGGAAACAGUUCAGAUGCAAUUCUAAACGAAUUUAUGAAAUCUUUGGGCACUGAACUACGUAUACUUCGUAAGCAUAGUCGGGAAAAGAACGUAUCUCAUAAUGAGGUAGCCAUCUAUGACGACGGCGACGAUGGCGAAUACGUUUAUCGGGAGACGCGGUUGAAGAGAACAAGGACAACACGUUGAUUGUUUGCUGCCACUUCCCUGUUCUUUGUUAUGCUCUCUCGUUCCGCACGGUUCAUUCAAUUCGUUGCAAUGAACGUAUUCACGGCCUUAACAAUAGAUUUAUCGCUAAUCUCCGUAGACAAUUUAGGUCUUCAAGGAGGAGUAGUCGUAUGCUACUAGUGUUUACUAAUAAUUAUUUAACAUUAUGUAAUGUUGGUUUAUAGUAUUGAACUGUUACUUACUUGUGCUCCCUUCUGUUCUUAGUUUCAUGUAAUACCUACUAUGCUGAAGUCUGUAGCAUUUGUAUCAUUGACCACCGUGCGCU